UCGUGCCCUUCAACCAUGAUGACCGACAUCGUUAGCACCUGGAAGCUGGAGCAGUUUGUUCUCCAGAAGUGUCUCCCUGCAAUUUGGUCCGCGGGGUCCUUCCAGGGCCCGGAGGCAUACCAGCAGCUCUGCCAGCAGUGGGAGAGCUGGUCGGAGGAGAACAAAAAGCCCAAACCCACAAACAAGUGCAAGAAGCGAGCAGCUUUGCAGGGUUUGUUGAUGGUGGGCAGGGAGUUGUCUAGAUUGCUGAAGGAGGCUCUUGAGAAUGUGCAGACCUUGGAGCAGGACAAGGCUGAGCUCAAAAUUCAGGUGGACAAUCUGCGGGCAGAGGUGCAGGGUUUGUGUGGGGAUUCUCUGCGGAGUGCUGUAGAGAUCACCCGGCUGGAAAACAAGCUGGGGUAUGAGAAGCUGAAAACAGAGGAGCUGAAGAAGGAGGUUGGCAGGUGGAUCGGGGAGACCCACGAUGCGCAGAGCGCGGUGCGGGCGGUCCUGCAGGACGUCCAUCGGGACCGGGGCACUGGCCCUGAUCACAAGGUAUGCCAUGCCAAGAUACAGGAGCUGGAAGCAGAGCUGGGGGUGUCGAGGGGCAUUGUGGCUGCCAUCAAGGGCAAGAGGAGCCAGGGCGGGAAUGGGGAGGGGGAGGACUCCCUGGACACGCACCCACCCCACUAUGAUUAUGAGGAUGAUGUGUGGGGUGCCAACAGCCCCACCAGGCCAUCCCCUUAUGCUCCUCUGCGGGAGGAGGUGUGCCAGCUGCAAGCAGGAGAGGCAGAGGCUUCCAAAGACAAAAAGACCCCUCACGAUGAGCCAGUCAGUCACAUCCCACUCCAGCCCAUAGACACCAAUAGGGCUGUGCCCUGGUUUACCCCUGAGCAGCUCAAGACAGUGGGGAAGAUGCUGGGGCCACUGUCAAAGGAGACAGCCAUCAACUGGCUGUCCAGGGUCCAGCGCCUGCCCAAGUGCCAGAGUGGCAGCUUCGUGAGUGACCUGAUAGAUGUUGUGAGAAAGUGCAUGAAACCAGAUGAUUUCGCGGCACUGCCGGGGGAUGUGCAGAUGGGCAAUGUCCAGGAUAUCAGAGACGUCCAGCUGGCCGUGCUGAAGGUGUUCUUCCCAGAGGUCAACCCCUUAGUACUCUUCCACCAGGAGAAGCAGAACCCCGAGGAGCGGCCGGAUGCCUAUGUUAACCGUAAGAAGAUGCUCUACCAGAUGGCUGGGCUGCCUGGAUCAAAGGACUCCCCCCUCGAUUUUGACAGACCUGAAUUCAAGGAGCCACUGGUAGUGGGGCUGACACCCCCACUGAGGGUGAUCGCUGGUGGGGAUGCGGCCAAAAAGCCGCUGUCGGAGCUGGAGCAGAUCCUGACCCAGAAUUUUGAGCUUCAAAAGCAGGCAUUCCCGGGGUACAUGGUGGGGGGGGAAGAAAGGGAAAACCUCGGCCAUGCCUUUCCAAAAUGCAGGGAUGAGAAAAAUGCAGGGAGACAACCGAAAAGAUCUUGAUGGCAAAGGGGGCUUGGGGAAGGAGAACCAGCAAGGGAUGAGGUUUCAGAAGUCCAACCCUUGGCGGGCUGAGCUGAGGAAGCGCUUAAUAAAAUACGAGAAACAGGAGGACAUUGAUGGCUUGCCGGAUACGGAGCUCUUCCAAAAACUGGCCCUGCAUGAGGCCAAAAAGCACAGCAGCUCCCACCUGAUUGACCCGGGGUCUAAGGCUCAGCAAUAGGGCUGCCAGGCACCUGCGUCGCCCCUUUUUGUG
This is a messenger RNA of Corapipo altera (White-ruffed manakin), 1747 nucleotides long. RefSeq lists its product as uncharacterized. Lineage: Eukaryota; Metazoa; Chordata; Aves; Passeriformes; Pipridae. The coding region runs from base 16 to 1494 and encodes 492 amino acids. The transcript has a single exon. The record is from RefSeq and is a predicted model, not a curated record.